CAGAGUAGAAAGCCAAGCUCAUCCCGACAUUAUAAAACCCUCUUAUCUCCAACUCUGGUUUAACACUAACGCCUUAAUCCGCUCUCCUUCCACAAGCUUUUGCAUAUCUUUCUCUUUGCUCCAUAUCAUUGUUCUUGCUAUCCAUCCCAUCCAUAGUUUCUAACUUCCAUUCUGGGUUCAAUGGCUGAAGAGGAUGACUUCAUGUUUGAAGAUUACUUUCCAUCAAUGGUGACUAGUAUGGGUGUUGAUCGAUUUAUCGCAGAACUUUGUUAUGGCUUCUGUCUGCUAAUGGAUCAUGCAAAGGGUCUCAUCACAUUCGAGAGUCUGAAGCGGAACACUUUUCUCUUGGGAGUGCAAGACUUGGGCGACGACGAACUCUUCUGCAUGUUAAAACAAGGAGAUUUGGAUGGUGAUGGGGCACUGAAUCAAAAAGAGUUUUGCGUUCUCAUGUGCACGUUGAGCCUCAAUUUCAUGAAUGGAUCAAAAAGAGGGGUUUCGGCAAAUAAAGAAUGAAUUCUUAAAGUGAUGCUUGCUGGAAAAAAAAAUGUCUACACAAAAGGUUAGAGAAUAAACGUAUCUCUCCAAAAUGAAUCGCAAUUUUUAUUAUAGAAUUUGUACUCUAUGAAUAAUGAAAUGUC
This is a messenger RNA of Nelumbo nucifera (sacred lotus), 638 nucleotides long. Its product is annotated as calcium-binding protein KRP1-like. NCBI's taxonomy places the organism in Eukaryota, Viridiplantae, Streptophyta, Magnoliopsida, Proteales, Nelumbonaceae. Gene Ontology annotation, molecular function: calcium ion binding. The record is from RefSeq and is a predicted model, not a curated record.